AAUUUUUAACCCGUGGUAAAAGAGCGUGGUCUGUGUCACUGGUAAAAGUCUGGCUAUGGCGUCGGGGAAGAGUAGUGUAAUCCCGAUCACAAACGCUCGAGCCUCACUAACUUUAGGGUUUUCGAAAAUAUUUCGGGGAUGAGAUCGGGUCUGCCAGUUCGAGCGCUCCGGCUCGAGAUCUGGCCCGGCGCUGCGCAGAUCGGCAGCGAUUCUCAGCCGCCUCGGCGUCGCGAUGCGAGUGCCGUGUCGAUGCGGAGGAGGAGGAAGGUACAGUGAAGCGCUGAUUCCUAGGGAGCUAGAAAUCCAGGCAGUGGCGCCAUCGAUUGGGCUGCAUUGAGUAGAUUUCGCGAGAAGAGGAAGAAAUAUUUCGAUCGAACGCUAGCGAGCAGUAUGACAUGUCGAGAGACUGGGAUGAAUCACGCUGGAUGUGUGGCCCAGCCGUGGGACCAAGGAUGUUCCUCAAGGCGGCUUCGACCGUGGGAGGAGGGCACAACACCAGCAACAGUAGCGGCAUCGCUCAGCCUCAGCCAGCAGCACAAGCUCCAUCUUUCAUCGAGUCCGCAAAGACCUCGAAGCGCUUGAAGCCGGAGAAAUGGAGAGCUGCCUUUGACAAGGAAGGAAGAGCUGUGGGCUUUCACAAGAUUUUGAAAGCCAUCGUCUCGGGGGGCCUUUGUUUAUGGUGUCAGGGUGUUGAUCACUCGAUCAGAGCGGAGGUAUGGGAGUUUUUGCUUGGCUGCUACUCGCUCGGCACGACUGCCGAGUAUCGGCAACAGCUUCGUCACGCACGAAGGAUUCGUUAUCAAGAGCUCAUCGAGCAAUGCCAUCUGAUGCAUGGAAGUAUUGGAUCAGGCACACUGGCGUAUACGGUCGGCACUAAAAUUAUGGACGUCCGAGUGACGUCCAAAAGCACCACUCGAGAAGAACACACCACUUUAAAUGAGGUGGCAACGUCUUUCAAAGAGAAGAUUGCUUCCUGGUCGGAGGAGCGCUUCCAGGCUGCACAGGAUCUUGAAAAUUUUGAGGACUCGAGAGAGAGCUUUGAGGAAGGAGAUCUCCUCAUACAGGAGGACUUGGCGCCGAAGAAGUCAUCCGAAGCUGGCAGUCCGAGCGAUGAAGGAACAGACUCGGGACCGAGUGAAGGAGAAGUCGAUAACUCAUUUUCUAACGACGACGGCAGCCAACUGCCUGAUUACCUGCGUUUGCCCGUGAGAACAUUGUUUCCAACAUAUGUGAUGGAUAGUACUACCAGUUCAACGAAGGACAGGACUUCAGGCGCGACUGACAAAGCCGAAAACAAAGACUUACAACUACAUACUCUAAACGAUGACGAUGAUAACUCAAUUGUGACUAUAUUGAACGAGAACGAGACCCCGGAAAGUGCGAACGAGCAGCCAGAAGUUACAAAUGAGGUGAAAAGAGAAGAAGGUGAUACAACGAGAUCUCCAGAAAAACAGGAAGACUUAAAGGUGCCGAGCGGAGGGGGGGCGUUCAGGGACGAGAAAGUAGCCGAUUGGCUUUGGACAUUGCAUAGAAUAGUUGUGGAUGUGGUCAGGACUGACAGACACCUCAAGUUCUAUGAAGACUCCAAAAACAUGGCACGGAUGUCGGAUAUCUUAGCAGUCUAUGCAUGGGUUGAUCCUGCAACGGGCUAUUGCCAAGGCAUGAGUGAUUUGCUGUCGCCAUUUAUUCUGAUUUACGAAGAUGAUGCUGAUGCGUUUUGGUGUUUUGAGAGCCUCCUCAGGCGGGUGCGUCAGAACUUUCAGAUGGAUGGUCCGAUUGGUGUCAUGCGCCAGUUGCAAGCUCUGACCACAAUUUUGGAGCUCACAGACGUCUACGUUUUCAAGCACUUUGUCCACAUCGGUGCCGAUAGCUUCCUUUUCGCCUUUCGAAUGCUGCUGGUCCUCUUCCGUCGUGAGCUCUCAUUUGGCGAAGCUCUGUGCAUGUGGGAGAUGAUGUGGGCUGCGGACUUCGAUAAUGGAAUUUCCUGGGCACUGGAAUACCAUUGCCCGGAGCUCCUUAUCGUGAAAGAUCCAACACCAGCGGAUGAAACGCUACCGGAAGACGAUAGCAAAGCAAUGUCACCGCUUUACACUUUCCAGGACCAGUCACUAGACACCUCGCCGCUGGAGGACAACGAUCGCGUUGGAUAUCUAUCCAGAAGCCCGCUCUGUGGAUUGAGAGCUGGAAACUUCUGGCCUCGUCACUCCCGACACAAGAUACGGACCGUGAGUUCUCUGCUUGGCAAGACAGGCGACGAUGAACUCUCCGUCUUCGUUGUGGCCGCCAUCCUCGUGCUCAACCGGACCAGGUUUAUGAAAGACGUGCAUUCCAUGGACGACGCUAUUAAGGCCUUCAACGAGAUCCAGAUGAAGAUCAAAGUGCGGAGUUGUAUCAGAACGGCUAUCAAGCUGAGGAGGAAGUACCAAAGACAACUAGUCCGGCGUGCUGCUUUGGAGAACAAGGCCAGCGCUAUACAACGCCAGAAGCAGCGCCAUGGCGGUGCUUAGCGUCUCCCACACAAGAAAAAUCAAAGAAAAAGAGGAUUUUUUUUCCAUUUUGCAAAGGAAAUCGAGGCUCGUUACGUUCUCACAUUUGGAACUGAGGGUGUAACGAGGCUAUUGUAUUUCUGCUAAUUGUAAUUUAUUAAGGAAAGCACACUCAUUUGAAAUAAGCAAGUUUAAACUAAGCAUGA
Messenger RNA from Selaginella moellendorffii, 2692 nucleotides. Its product is annotated as small G protein signaling modulator 2. Bases 396 to 2507 code for a protein of 703 amino acids. Gene Ontology annotation, biological process: activation of GTPase activity. Gene Ontology annotation, molecular function: GTPase activator activity. The record is from RefSeq and is a predicted model, not a curated record. Lineage: Eukaryota; Viridiplantae; Streptophyta; Lycopodiopsida; Selaginellales; Selaginellaceae. The transcript is spliced from 10 exons.